Sporisorium graminicola is the source of this 1320-nucleotide messenger RNA. RefSeq lists its product as uncharacterized. Lineage: Eukaryota; Fungi; Basidiomycota; Ustilaginomycetes; Ustilaginales; Ustilaginaceae. The transcript has a single exon. Gene Ontology annotation, molecular function: shikimate 3-dehydrogenase (NADP+) activity. The record is from RefSeq and is a predicted model, not a curated record. Bases 1 to 1320 code for a protein of 439 amino acids.
AUGUCGCAAUCUGUCUCCUUCCAAGGCGCCACCAACGGUGGUGCUGCUGCUGCUGCUCCCCCUCCCGCCGUUGUCACGUCCACCGGAUUGGUUGCACCGCCGCACCCCACGCCCGAACAGAUCCAAGCUUCGGCGCGCAGAUACUUUCUGUUCGGCUACCCGAUCUCGCACUCUGCCAGUCCUGCGUUCCAGAACAUCAUGCUGCAGUCGAUCAAGCCCAUCGGCUUCCCAGGCUCGGAGAAGCAGACCUUCUACCCGACCUACUCGCUCAAGGACACAAAGUCGAUCGACGAGCCGCACUUCCGCGACCUGGUACGCAACGACCCACUCUUUGCAGGUGCAGGUGUCACGAUGCCCUUGAAGGUCGCUGUCACGGCCAAGUUGGGCGAAGAGGGUGUGAUCGACGAGCUCAGCCAGGCGGGCAAGGCUACGCAGACGGUCAACACGAUCAUCUCGGUGCCGCACAAGGGCAAGAGGAGGAUGAUCGGUACCAACACCGACUACCUCGGUAUCGCGCACGCCGUGCUUCGAGGCAUGGCCGAGUGCAACGGCGAGGACAGGGUGACCAAGUACCUCGAUCCUCAGCUCGAGUACAAGGCGCGCUACGUCUUCCCGCGGAACCCCGAAGGCAAACCCUACUCGGCUUUCAUCAUUGGUUCGGGAGGCACGUGUCGCUCUGCCGUGUAUGCUGUCAGCCAGCUGGGUCUUUCGCCGAUCUACUUGCUCAACCGUGACGCCGCAGAGACGCAGGCGGUGCUCGACCACUUUGGCGACUCGCUCGACCUGCGUGCUCUGCGCUCGGUCGAGGCGUACGAGGCUGAAGCGGCCAAGCGCGAGGCUGGCGAGGUCGGACAUGUUGCUUGUGCGGUGGGAGCGAUUCCUGCAUUUGCACCUGCCACAGACGACGAGAAGAUGGUCUACACGCUUGCGCAUCGAUUCUUUGCCGAGCCGUACCACGCUCUGACUCAGUCGCACGCACCUCUCGAGGCAACGCAGAGCAUCGAGGGCGAGACGCUCGUCGCCCUGCCGCUGCCCAGCAAGCGACCGUUCCUGGACAUGUGCUACAAGCCGCGCAUGACGCCUCUACUGAUCGCUGCCGAAGAGCAGGGCUGGCAGGCGAUUGGCGGUGUCGAGGCUAUGGUCGAGCAGGGUCUGGCACAGGCGAGGAUGUGGGCGGCUACUGCCAAGGCGUUCGAGGAGGGCAAGGAGACGUUUGACCCGAUUCCGUUUGCCGUCAAGGCGGGCGACCAGGGUCCGGUCGGAUUGAAGAUUGAGGAGCAGGCGAGGGACCUGGUCCGUGUCAUGAUGGAUAUCAAGUAG